Messenger RNA from Mesocestoides corti, 498 nucleotides. The record is from the annotation of a GenBank genome assembly. NCBI's taxonomy places the organism in Eukaryota, Metazoa, Platyhelminthes, Cestoda, Cyclophyllidea, Mesocestoididae.
AUGGACGUAUAUGUGGCUAUGAAAUUACCCGAGAAAAUCUUGCAACGUCUCACGCAAGCUGGACUGAAAUACGAGGCCUGGACUGGUUCCGGAGUACCUCCGCGACAGCAUUUACUCGAACGUGUACGAGGUGUGAAGGGCCUUAUAUGCCACCUAGGCGUCAAAGUCGAUUCUGAGCUCCUAAAUGCUGCUGGUGCCAACCUCAAAGUUGUCAGCACCAUGUCGGUCGGCUUCGAUCAUUUGGAUCUCAAGGAACUUAGAGCUAGGAAUAUUCGCAUUGGUUACACCCCCGAAAUAUUGACUGAUGCAACUGCGGAGCUAACCGUUAGUCUGCUACUUACAUUAGCAUCGGAAACUGUUUCAAGCGGCAAAUGGGGUUCGUGGGAGCCCUUCUGGAUGUGUGGGAAAGGUCUGAACAAUUCCACUGUUGGAAUUUUCGGCCUUGGUCGCAUUGGCAAGGCCGUCGCCACCCGUUUGGCUGCGUUCUCUCCCAAACGC